GCGCCUAUAGCACGUGCACCUAGUGCCCUACAUGUCUAUAGACAACGGUUGAGAACACAUCCUUGUUGUACCGCCGCCUCGCGCAGGUUUAGAGCCGUCAAGUCUUCGACUGUUACAGAGAGACGAACAAAGUAGAAUAAAAUGUUUUCCCCGAGAGUUUUGAAGUCAGUAAAAUCUCUGACAUGCAGGGCGUUUUCACAACAGGGCAAAGCUCCAGAUAUGGCUGAAGGAAACGCACACUUGCUUGUGACCAAUGUACGCAAUCGUCUGCGGCAGAUCGUCGGAGCGUCGACCAACUGGAAAGAUCAUCAGCAAGCCCUGGCAGAGAGAAUGUCCCUGAGUAAACACCUCGCUAACAGUCAGGAGGAACUUCCUGCCAAGAGCAUGAAGGAGAGCGAGAUCGAGGUGCAUCUUCCGUUAGGGACGCAGCCGUCGCUCCGUGAGAAAUACCUCAACUUCCACAACAGCGUCAGGUUUGGUCGGAUUUUGGAGGAUCUUGACAGUUUAGCAGUGCUCAUCUGUUACUCUCACACCUGGAAUAAAGAGCUGGAGAGAUCGCCUCUGUCUAUCGUCACCGCUCUGGUGGACAAAAUCGACAUGCGAAGGAACAUAAUCUACCCAGACUGCGAUAUCAAGUUCACAGGUCACGUGACGUGGGUGGGGAAGACGUCGAUCGAGGCCAAGAUGCACAUGACCCAGUUCCAUGAUGGAGUUUACACACCAGUGUUAGACGCCACGUUUGUGAUGGUCGCUCGAGAUCCAGAAAAUAAAAGGGCAGCGUUUGUGAACCCUCUGAAACUGGAGAAGCCGGAGGAGGAGAAGAUUUUCCAACAAGGAGAGAUUAACAAGACGAGGCGUGUGGAGCUGAGUACUGCUUCUCUACUCAAGGUGGCUCCUACAGCGGAAGAGAGGACGCUCAUACACGGCCUGUUCCUCAACACACUCGACACCAAAACCGUUAGCUUCCGGAGUCGAAUCCUUCCCCCCAACUCCGUGUGGAUGGAGGACGCUAAGCUGAAAGGUUUGGAGAUCUGCCACCCACAGGAGAGGAACAUCUUCAAUCGUAUAUUCGGUGGUUUCCUGAUGAGGAAGGCGUACGAGCUGGGCUGGGCCAAUGCCUGUGCAUUUGCCAGAUGCAGGCCGGUUCUCGUAGCGGUGGAUGACAUCAUGUUCCGUAAGCCGGUGGAGAUCGGCUCUCUUCUGCUGUUGUCUUCACAGGUGUGUUACACUGAAGGACACCAUGUUCAGGUCAGAGUUCACACCGAGGUGCUCGAUCCUUUGACCCGGCAGCACAGCACCACCAACGUCUUUCACUUCACCUUCCAAGUGGAGAAGCCAGUUCCAGCUGUAGUACCACAGAGUUAUGGAGAGUCCAUGCUCUACCUGGAUGGGAAAAGACACUUCGAUGAGACAAUAAAGAAUCAGUGAAGAUCAUUCUGCAUACCAUCUGACCAUAGAGGAGGAUUUCAUACAGUGUAAUGCAACAAAACAACAACACCAAGAACAAAAGAAUAUAACUGCACUUUUUCACUGGGGAUGUUAAUGUUCUGUUGUUUAUGUGCAUGUAGGUAUUUUGUUCAUUUAUAAAUAUAGAUCAAAAUAUCCAAAUGGAAUUAUUUAUACUCAGUAACGUUGAACAUUUUUUUUCGACACUGGCUUUCACUACAGGAGAGGAUGUUCAGUGUAUUAGACUGUGUACUAUUGACUGUGUACUAUUGACUGUGUCUAUUGCACUUAUUAUUCAGACAUUAGAAGACAUUUAGUAUUUUAUUUCACCUUAUGGAAAUGCUGCAGGGUGUUUAGCAAUAUUUCAGCCACAAGAUUGACAGAAAGAUUUAGCAGAAAUGCUUGAAUCCUUGAGAUAUUUCUUGCGGUUGUUAUGGGGUUGUUGCCGUGUCUGUAAAUUACAAUACAGAUUGUUAGCAACCAGGAAUUAAUUAACGGACUAAAACAUGAUGGCUAGCGAUCAACAGAAGGAACAAAGCAAGACAGCAGUAGAUUUAAACAUGCAUGUGUACCAGCGAUGCCAGUAAACGGAAACUCUAAGUGCACUUAUUCGUUAUUAUGAGAACAUCACAUCACACGUAGGUCAGCUCUGUUCAAACGAACAAACAUGACUGAAUUUCUUUUCUUGUUUGUUUGUUUUUGCCAUAACACAGACAUUUUUUUUUUGUAUUUCUUAUUUUAAUAAAGUUCAUAUAUAUAUAUCAUA
This is a messenger RNA of Tachysurus vachellii, 2212 nucleotides long. Its product is annotated as acyl-coenzyme A thioesterase 9, mitochondrial-like. NCBI's taxonomy places the organism in Eukaryota, Metazoa, Chordata, Actinopteri, Siluriformes, Bagridae. Gene Ontology annotation, molecular function: fatty acyl-CoA hydrolase activity. Gene Ontology annotation, cellular component: mitochondrion. The coding region runs from base 142 to 1428 and encodes 428 amino acids. The record is from RefSeq and is a predicted model, not a curated record. Gene Ontology annotation, biological process: acyl-CoA metabolic process. The transcript has 16 exons.